UUUACAUUGCUUCUGGAGAGUCAGAUAAUUUUUAGGGUUAACAAAAAAUUUAUUUUCAAUCACCUUUAUACGUCUUCUACAUAUCUAUUUUAGUUCAAAACACGGACAUUAUUAUUGUGGGUAAGUUAAUAAAUUUGUUUAUGUUUUUCGUCUUUAGGUUAUUUCAACACAUGAAAAGUUAUUAAUCUUAAGAUUAAAAAACUCCGGAGCCAUGCCGGAUCUAUUUAAUCUCAAAAUGUUUUUCCGAAAUGGAAAACUUGCCGAAACGGCGGCGACCGUAAUAGGUCGAAAUAAUGUGGGACGAAAAAAGAAUGAAAUCUGCAAAUUGUCAUGCGAUUCUGGCUGCAUUUAAAAUGAAUUACAUCGAUUUCUGUUUCAAAUCAUAUUUACAUUUCCAUCAUGAUGGAAGCAUGCCGAAACGGCCAUCCAAAAACGGAUGAUUUACUUUUCAACUGGAAAAUUAUAUUACGAACAUAUUUCGUACCAGUGGACGAAAAUUAUGAGCUUUUUGUUACGAAACGUUAUUUUGCGACAAUGAACGAAAUUAUGACAAUGCAUUCGCUUUCCCGAUUUUAAAUUGAUGGGUAAACUGUUUUCCCUUUCAGAAUACUAUUAGAAUACUAAUUAGUCAUGGCUAGCUUGGGCGGAAGUACGUCACUGUCCGCGGAAAAGGUCGGAGAGGCUCAAAAGGGGGAAGAGCAAUUUGCUAACUUUAUAGGCAAAGGGGAGAAACUCCUGCUGUCCCUGACGAAAACGGUUCAAACCAUCAACAAAAAAUCGGCAGAAAUGACCGAUAUGCAAAAAUGCGUUGAACUCUUACAAGAAGAGGUUAAUACACUUAAGCGGAAGAGAAAUGAAACGAGUGAAGAGUCAGAUCGUCAGGAGAAAAGAACAAAACAGUCUGACACCAACGUUCUCUCCGAGCCUGAGGAGGAAGAUGAGGACAAAACGGAAAAAGAAAUAGGAGUUGAUGGAAUUGAUGCAAUAGACUCUUUCAUCAACAACAACUCGGACAUAUCUGAUGAUGAAGAAGAUUUCAUUCAACACCUUGGGGAAUUUUUUCAAGAAAAGUCAGCCACGGGGGAAAAGACCUCCGAUACAUUGGCUCAGGCGGUCAAUGAUGGAUUGCGGGCUGCAGUAAAUCCUGAGAAAUUGAAGGAUCUUCAGACGAAGUAUUUGCGGCCAAAUAAUAUAGAAAACCUUCAAGUACCUGCAGUGGACAACAUUUUGUGGCGACAACUUAGAAGGGAAACAAGGGCAAUGGAUGUACAACUACAAAGGGAGACAACUCACCUUAGUUCAGCCCUGGUCCCAAUCAUAAGGGCCCUAGACGCAUUUAAGAAGAACGACAAGCAUAAUCUUCAACAGGCAAAAGAGCACGUUGGGGAUGCGUUCAAAAUGAUCUGUUUGUUUAUCAACACCACUUCACAAACAAGGAAGGAAAAAAUAAAAAAGGAAUUACUGCCCAAAUACAGAAACAUUUGUGAUUCUUCUAAAACCACCUCAACAAAACUAUUUGGAGAUGAUUUGAAAGAGGAAAUAAAGCAAAGAAACGACAAUGAAACAACGCUUACGGUACAUAACAACCCUAGCAGACAUCAGACCGGUCAUUUUUUAGAAAGGAGGGGGGUAGGUCAAACACAGUUCCGCAAGCACACAGGGCCCCCCUUCAAGCAAAUGAGCAACAGAACAAACAGACAAAGCUACAAAAAAGGCCCAGCUCACAAGAAUCCAGGAUUCCGAAAAUAACUCUUACUGUCCAAGGUGCUUCAGAAAAUAGAAAUAAACGGAACAGAAGCGGUAAUAGUUGCGCCAGUGUGGACCACACAGGUCUGGUGGCCAUCUCUUCUACGUCUGAUCAGCGGACCAUGUUACAUCCUUCCAUCUCCGC
Ruditapes philippinarum (Manila clam) is the source of this 1891-nucleotide messenger RNA. RefSeq lists its product as uncharacterized. The transcript has 2 exons. The record is from RefSeq and is a predicted model, not a curated record. Lineage: Eukaryota; Metazoa; Mollusca; Bivalvia; Venerida; Veneridae. Bases 631 to 1749 code for a protein of 372 amino acids.